CUUCGGACACAAUUUCCCAUGAUCCAUCGAUAAAUGACGUUACGCGCAUGCGCUCUUGGGAAAAGCGUGUGUCAAGCGUGAGCGAAGCAGAGCUGCAGUUCAUCCAAACGCAGAUAGACCUUAAGGCACAAAAGGAUGGCUGAAGAAAAGGAAAUGUCUCCCCUGGAAAAGAAGGUGGCUGAACAGAUAGAGUAUUAUUUCGGAGACCACAAUCUCCCUCGAGACAAGUUUCUAAAGGAGCAGAUACAGCUGGAUGAUGGCUGGGUUACACUGGAGACGAUGCUCAAGUUUAACAGGCUAAAAAGUUUGACCUCGGAUGCCGCGGUUAUUGUCGAGUCUCUGCGGAAAUCGAAAACGGGACUGUUGGAGAUCAGCGAGGAUCAAACCAAGAUCAGACGGAGCCCGAACAAACCUCUGCCCGAAUACAACGACGAGUAUAAAGACGCCCUCAAACACAAAUCUAUAUACAUGAAAGGCUUCCCUUUGGACACGACGCUGGAUGACAUUAAAGACUGGCUCGCUGAUAAAGGACACGUGGAGAACAUUCACAUGAGGAAAGGUGCACAGAAAACCUUCAAAGGCUCCAUCUUUGCUGUCUUGGAGUCCGAGGAGGCAGCCAAGGCCUUCGUUGCAAGAGACGAUGUAAAACAGUUCAAAGGAAACGACAUGAUCGUUCUCAUCAAAGAUGACUACUUUACUAAGAAAGCAGAGGAGAGGAGGCAGGGUCGCCAAGACGCCAAGGCCAAAGCCAAGAGUGAAAAAGAAGAGCAGCAGAAACAGGCUGAGAAGGAGGAGAUGAAAUCUCUGGAUGAGCAGAGAGGCUGUGUGCUGAAGUUCUCGGGUGAACUGGAUCACGUUUCUCGAGAGGAUUUCCACAAGAUCUUCACUGAGCACGCGCAGAUCAAAUGGAUCGACUUCACCAGAGGAGCUAAAGAGGGCACCAUCCUGUUUCGCUCGGACGCUAAGGAGGCCCUGCAGAAGGCUCAGGAAGCAGCCGGAGUCUCCGAGCUGAAGAUUAAAGAUAAAGACGUUCAGUGGGAGGUGCUGGAGGGAGACGUCGAGCUGGAGACUCUAAAGAAGAUCAUCGAGAGCCAGCAGGAAUCGCUGAACAAGCGCAAAGGAGGACGAGGAGGUCACAGGGGUCGCGGCCGAGGGCGGGGCGGCCGUAGGGACCGAGGAGGACGAGAGCAGACACAGUUCCAGGGCAGGAAGACUAAAUUCGACAGUGAUGAUGAAGGCGGUGAUGGUGAGGACGCAGAACCCGCAGCGCCGAAGAAGCGAGCCCUCGAGUCAAACGGCACAGAAGCUGAUGUCGACGCUCCAGCCUCCAAGCAGGCGAGAGAGGAGAACGGCUCUUAAACGCAGCGCUGCGAUGCCGCUUCCUUCAAAACGGCCACUGUUUACUGUACCUGAUCCCACAAGCCUUCCAGCUUGUCCCUGAUGCGGAUGACUGUAUGCAGAUUACUGAGCGGAACGCAGUGCCCCAAUCAAUGCAUCGAUGUGUCUCACAUUUCUCAAGAAGGAAAGCACGUUCAACGUGAUGGAUUCUCUGCUGCCUGACCUCAGGACGAGGUUAGCAUCCGUUAUUCUCCAGAUGGGUCGACGUUCCCGUCUCGGAUGUGACCCGAAAAAGCCAUUUAGAAAUGAAAGUCGGAUCUCUUGACUUUACCUUGGAUUUCAGUCUCGAUUUUGCAUGUCAGCUGGAUAUAUUUUCUAAUUAUGCUCACAGAAGGUAGAAACUGUACAUUAUGUGCUGUUAAGGUUUUUAUUUUCCUUUUGUUAAGCAGACCAGAAUGAAAUCUAUAUUAUUAUUAUUAUUAUUAUUAGUGUUAUUUUUUUUGUUCUGACUGAGACGUCUGACUCCCAAGUGCCAUUUUUAAUUACUAGUUUUUCUUUAUGCUGACCAUGAGGAUUUCAACACGAGGCACUCUGACAUUCUUUACUACUUUAUUUUUCAUGUGUAUGCAUUUAGCUCAUUUCAUAUUUGGAAUUUGAAUAAAAAUAAGAAAAACAAAAAA
Molecule: messenger RNA, 2018 nt
Organism: Ictalurus punctatus (channel catfish)
Lineage: Eukaryota; Metazoa; Chordata; Actinopteri; Siluriformes; Ictaluridae
Gene: ssb
Product: small RNA binding exonuclease protection factor La
Exons: 13
Coding region: 136-1359 (407 amino acids)
Biological process (GO): positive regulation of translation; RNA processing
Cellular component (GO): nucleus; cytoplasmic stress granule; ribonucleoprotein complex
Molecular function (GO): RNA binding
Source: RefSeq, a predicted model, not a curated record